AUGGCUGCCUCUACGCCUGUGGCAGCUCCGGCGAAGCAACGCCGCAUCGCUGUCUUGACUAGUGGGGGUGAUGCGCCAGGCAUGAACGGAAUCGUGAGAGCGGUUAUACGCAUGUCGAUUCACUGUGGCUGCGAAGCCUACGCCGUGCACGAGGGGUACGAGGGCCUGGUGCAAGGCGGAGACUACUUCAGGCAGAUGUACUGGGAGGAUGUUCGAGGCUGGCUGUCUCGCGGAGGGACCUUGAUAGGGUCAGCGAGGUGCAAGAGCUUUAGAGACCGCGAGGGCAGACUGAAGGCAGCUAAGAACAUGGUCAUCCGUGGCAUUGACGCCCUUAUUGUCUGUGGUGGUGACGGGUCCUUGACUGGAGCUGAUAUCUUUCGCUCCGAGUGGCCCGGCUUGCUGGAAGAGCUAGUUUCCAAGGGAGAGCUCACCUCCGAAGAGAUCAAGCCGUUCAAGUCUUUGAAUAUAGUUGGACUGGUGGGCUCGAUUGAUAAUGACAUGUCGUUGACUGACGCUACAAUUGGCUGCUACUCUUCACUGCACCGUAUCUGUGAAGCGGUCGAUGAGGUCUUUGAUACCGCGUCCUCUCACCAGCGAGGUUUCGUCAUCGAGGUCAUGGGUAGACAUUGUGGAUGGCUGGCACUCAUGUCCGCCAUCAGUACGGGGGCUGACUGGCUCUUCAUUCCUGAAAUGCCUCCCCGUGAUGGCUGGGAGGAUAACAUGUGCGAUAUCAUCACGCAGAACCGACGAAGGGGUAAACGGCGGACGAUAGUUAUUAUCGCUGAGGGUGCACAGGACAGCCACCUGCAGAAGAUCACGUCCAACAAGGUCAAGGACAUACUCAGUGACAGGCUGCAGCUCGACACUCGGGUCACCGUUCUGGGGCAUACACAACGAGGCGGCUCUGCCUGUGCCUACGAUCGAUGGUUAGCUACGCUUCAAGGCAUUGAGGCUGUCAAGGCCGUUCUCGACGCUAAGCCGGGCUCACCCUCUCCAAUUAUUACCAUCAGGGAGAACAAAAUCGAGAGAACUUCCCUAGUGGAGGCAGUGAGGGUUACGAAGAGCGUUUCCGAAGCUAUCUCAAACAAGGAUUUUGCUACUGCCAUGGCUCUUCGAGAUUCAGAAUUCCAGGCUUACCACAGAGCAUAUAUCAAUACUACAACGCCACACCAUCCAAAGCUACUGCUUCCUGAAGCCAAGAGAAUGCGCAUCGCAAUUAUCCAUGUUGGAGCUCCUGCAGGCGGAAUGAACCCUGCGACACGAGGGGCAGUGGCCUACUGUCUUGCUCGCGGACACACUCCCAUUGGCAUCUACAAUGGCUUCCCGGGCCUAUGCAGACACCACGAUGACAAACCGCUGGGCUCCGUGAGGGAGGUGAAGUGGCUCGAGUCGGACUCGUGGGUGAAUGAGGGCGGUUCCGAGAUCGGGACCAACCGCGGCCUUCCUUCAGAAGACAUGGAAACCACCGCCAAGUGCUUUAAGCUUUACAAAUUCGACGCCUUGUUCGUUAUCGGAGGGUUCGAGGCGUUUACGGCCGUCAGCCAGCUGCGAAAGGCCAGAAAGGAUUAUGACGCGUUCAAGAUCCCGAUUGUCCAGUUGCCAGCAACCAUCUCCAACAACGUCCCCGGAACGGAGUACUCUCUAGGCAGCGACACCUGUCUCAACACUCUAGUUAACUUUUGCGAUGUGAUCAGACAGUCGGCCUCGUCCUCCCGCCGACGGGUGUUUGUGAUUGAAACCCAGGGCGGGCGAUCCGGGUACAUCGCCACCAUCGCCGGGCUCUCUGUUGGCGCGUAUGCUGUAUAUAUCCCAGAAGAAGGGAUUAGCAUAAAAAUGCUCGCCAACGACAUCGAGAAUCUUCGACGCAGCUUUGCGGUUGACCGUGGCGCCAACCAUGCAGGCAAGAUCAUCCUGAGGAACGAGCGUGCAUCCGCCACUUACACGACCCAAGUGAUCGCCGACAUGAUCAAGGAAGAGGCCAAGGGAAGAUUCGAAUCCCGCUCUGCUGUCCCCGGCCAUUUCCAGCAAGGUGGGAAGCCAUCACCGAUGGACCGUAUUCGUGCCCUUCGCAUGUCCAUCAAAUGCAUCCAGCACUUUGAAGAAUACGCCGAGAAGAGCCAAGAGGAGAUUGCUGCGGACGACAUGUCGACAGUCGUUAUCGGAAUCCGAGGCAGCGAGGUCGUCUUUAGUCCCCUUGGGGGCAAAGAUGGGUUGGAAGAGACAGACACAGACUGGCAGCAUCGACGGCCAAAGAACGAAUUCUGGCUAAAGUUCCGUGAACUGGUCGAUACGCUUAGCGGUCGACCAAGCGGCCAUCAGGAGACGGAUGAUGGCAAUCUCUGA
Molecule: messenger RNA, 2343 nt
Organism: Microsporum canis CBS 113480
Lineage: Eukaryota; Fungi; Ascomycota; Eurotiomycetes; Onygenales; Arthrodermataceae
Product: phosphofructokinase subunit
Exons: 3
Coding region: 1-2343 (780 amino acids)
Biological process (GO): canonical glycolysis; fructose 1,6-bisphosphate metabolic process; fructose 6-phosphate metabolic process
Cellular component (GO): mitochondrion; 6-phosphofructokinase complex; cytoplasm
Molecular function (GO): 6-phosphofructokinase activity; AMP binding; monosaccharide binding
Source: RefSeq, a predicted model, not a curated record